CUCAAAACGUGAAUUCGAAUGCACUCAAACAAGACAGACCCAAACAGAUAUUCGCCCUCGCAAUAAAUCGUAAAAUCUCUUACCAUGUUACAUAUUCUUCGUCAGCCGUGCAGAAAAGCUCACACCGUUCGUAUCGCAUCGCCACAGCCAUGUUCCCUGCAGCUGAAGUGGCCAUUGCUGUAACCCCACCUCACUCCAGGCUCCGUGAAAUAAUUCAAUAACCUCGCAACAACCAAACGUAUUUGCUUGGAAACGGCGAUGGAGUCGGAGAAGAGAGGUAUGGAUCUAGAAAAGGAGUUGACGUGCUCGAUAUGUACGGAAGUCCUCUACCAACCUCUCACUCUGCUCGAUUGUCUGCAUACCUUCUGCGGCUCCUGCCUGAAAGAAUGGUUCAGCUGGCAGCUCACAGCUGCGCGCAAUAACCCGAAUUCGCUGCCGCAGGGAACGACGCCGUAUACGUGUCCGUCGUGUCGCGCACCGGUGAGGGACACGAAGCAUAAUGCGACAGUGACGACGUUGGUGGAUAUGAUCGUGGCGGCGAGUCCGGAGAAGGGCAAGACGGAGGAGGAGAAGGAAGAGUUGAAGAGCAAAUAUACCCCGGGAGAGAAUGUGCUGCCGAAAGUGGAGGAGAGGGAGAAGAGUUUGAGGGAGAGGAGGGUCGAGGAUGCGGAUAGGAGGCUGGUGAAUGAGGUUAGGGAUCUCAGCUUGAGGGAGGUGGGAGUGGAAACUCCUGAAGCUAGGAGAGAGCGGAGGAGGAGGGAGGCAAGUCGAUCGGAAGGGACGAGAGCACCGAGAAGUAGAGACGCCAGCAGGGACAGCAGGAAUACGGAUGAGAGGGAGCGUGAACGGCGGCGGCGGAGAGAGACUGAGUCUGAUCGUAGGCUUGCUGGAAGCAGCAAUGGGACAUUACAGCCAGAAUCAGAGUCUACAGAGGAUCGACGGCGGAGACGAAGUGCUGAGAGACGAGCGAGGCAUGAGCAAGAGAAUCGCACAGCGGCAAGGCAAAUCGAGCACCAAUCUUCAUUACGAUCGCUCAUUAGUGCGUCGGACGUUGAUUCACGCGAAAUGGAAGAGGAGAUUCUACGCCAGAUCCGGGAAGAAGGACUUCUUGAUGGUAUCGAUUUGGAGAAUAUCGAUGUUAGUGAGCAGGACCAAAUCAGUGAGAGAAUAGCUGAAGCUUUCCGGAGACGGCAGAGUGAAAGAGCCAGACAGGAGCCAGCACGGAGAAGCAACACUAGUGCUACCAGCGCUGUGAGCGCCGCGAGUGCCAUGAGUACUGCAGGUGCUGUGGGUGGGCAACCAAGAAGGACUCAUUCAUCUGCUCCUGACUCACGAGAAAAUUCUGGAGACGAUAGUGGUCGACCUUCCUCCAGGAGACAGAGAGCACAUUCCCGAACACCAAGUUCAGUGAGCCAAGAUCAACCAAGCAGACCUCCACAGUCGAUAAGUGCUCUUCAGGCAGCUCAUCUUGAGGUCCAGUCCGGAGACGAAGGGCAUAGAAGGCGGCGCACGAGUAGCAAUAGCCGAAGUUCGACGACGCCAGUCCCAGUAGCGGAGAGUCAGGCAAGGCCAGCAGCCAGAUCACAAACAGAUCUGAGCGAUAGACCACAGUCUGCAACUUUCCCAUCAACUCGACCAUCUGUAUCAGCAACGACUAGAAGUACUACCGACCCAGUAGUGACCCAAGUAGCCGAUGUACCCGCUCCUCAAUCGCGAUCACGAGCUUCAUCAAACUCUAGCCCUCGGCUCAGAUCAGCCGCCAGAAUGGAAGAUGUUUCUACGUCUGCAAAUAGGACAGAACGAAAGACUCGUGCCCCUCCAGAGAACAUAUUCGUACCAGCUGCAGGCCCUUCAGCUGUCUCGUCUCCUGUUACUGAUCAGUCCUUAAUGCCUGCACCUUUAUCUCCAAGAGUCCCUCAAACAAGCUCGUUGUCAGAUCGAGCAUUUGCUCUAUCCAGUGGUACAAGACCAACCUCUUCUGGUUCUGUUGCAUCGAGAAAUCGAUCGCACUUGUACCCAGAGCCAUCCAUAACAUGUAAUCGCUGUUCAAAACCUCAUAUUGAGUACGAAAUGCACUACAAUUGCAGUCUCUGCCACAAUGGCAAUUGGAACAUAUGCCUCGCAUGCUAUCGAUCUGGACUAGGAUGUCUACAUUGGUAUGGUUUCGGCCAAUCUGUGUGGGCUAAGUGGGAGAAACUCAGCCAAGGAGGUGAGGCCGUAGAACGACCUCAUAUGCUUACUGGAAGUCGAUACCUAGCACCAAGGAUAGCACCUGGGGGUGCCGAUGGCAGAAGAACACUUACCACAGAAGAUCCCCAGAAGCGACUGCAGAGCGGGACCUUUUGUGCAAGUUGUUUGGCUUGGACUAACGAAUGCUAUUGGCGAUGUGAUCUUUGCAAUGAAGGCGAUUGGGGUUUUUGCAAUAUUUGCGUCAACCAGGGCAAGUCUUGCACGCAUGCACUGCUUCCUUUAACAUACAAACCAGCUGAGACCAAUACGCCACCUCUAUCACCAACUCAUGAUCAGAAAACUCCACCUUCAGCAUCGAUUCUCACCGGUCCUGGUGUCAUGGAUAUUGGGCCGUUCAAGCCUCUCACUUUCUCAACUAAGUGUGAUAUUUGCCACUAUCCGAUUCAACCUUCUCAAAGUCGCUAUCAUUGCUUCUACUGUGUAAGCAAAGUGCCAAAUACUCUUCCGGGAGACUACGACAUUUGUACAACUUGUUACCCGAAGCUUGUUGCAUCUCGACGGAUCAGCGCUGAAAAUGGCCAUAACGGCUGGCGUCGAUGUCUUCAAGGGCAUCGCAUGAUCAUUGUGGGCUUCGAGGACAAUCGUGGUGGUCAGCGACGAGUCAUCGUACAAGAUCUGGUCGGUGGUCGAGGACUAUCCGAGCAGGCAUGUUCAUUUAGAGAUCACUCCGGAGCAGAGCUCCAGAAGUGGACAUGGGGCGACGGCGUGCACAUUCGAGGUGACGAUACGCAUGCCAAGCUUGUCACCACAGAUGUCAUGAAAACAGCUCCUUCUACAGCUCCAGAUAUGGCCUUGGACUCGACGUUCCCGCCAGAUGGAGGCGUGGGUAUGCUCGCUGUAGCACUCUGGCCAUGGUGGCCUGCUCCAGACGCCGACGACGAAUUGAUGUUCCCCAAAGGUGCGGAAGUCAAGGAGUGCAAGAACGUCAACGAUGAUUGGUGGCAUGGAACGUACAUGGGGAAGAGAGGUCUAUUUCCUGCUCCGUAUGUUAAGACGUUGGAUGCAAAUAUGUGAUAUAUGGUGUGGAUGGAUGGAUAUACAAAAUUUGUGGAUAUGAGGAAAACGAAUUUAUGCGAUGAUUGAUGAUUUUAUGAGGGCUGAGACGAAUGUUGGGAUAUAGUUGAGCGAGUUUCUUGAUUGCAUAGCGUACGUAUAGUAGGAUCUGAGCCACAGUCUGGCAGAUGAAUUUGAAGCGUAUUUGUCUUUUCUCAAUUAUCGAACACUACGGAG
This is a messenger RNA of Mollisia scopiformis, 3480 nucleotides long. RefSeq lists its product as uncharacterized. Gene Ontology annotation, biological process: ubiquitin-dependent protein catabolic process; protein ubiquitination; mitotic cell cycle checkpoint signaling. Gene Ontology annotation, molecular function: metal ion binding; protein binding; ubiquitin-protein transferase activity. The transcript is spliced from 2 exons. NCBI's taxonomy places the organism in Eukaryota, Fungi, Ascomycota, Leotiomycetes, Helotiales, Mollisiaceae. Bases 259 to 3264 code for a protein of 1001 amino acids. The record is from RefSeq and is a predicted model, not a curated record. Gene Ontology annotation, cellular component: nucleus.